Molecule: messenger RNA, 2987 nt
Organism: Phymastichus coffea
Lineage: Eukaryota; Metazoa; Arthropoda; Insecta; Hymenoptera; Eulophidae
Product: ATP-binding cassette sub-family G member 1-like
Exons: 11
Coding region: 221-2080 (619 amino acids)
Cellular component (GO): plasma membrane
Molecular function (GO): ABC-type transporter activity; ATP binding; ATP hydrolysis activity
Source: RefSeq, a predicted model, not a curated record
CGCGCGGCGGCAGCAGCCAUCGAUUGGAAAGUAAGCGGAGUGUUAUAAAGGCAACAACACUCGUUUAUGCAGUUGGCUUUCAGUCGUAAGGCGCGUAACACGUGCAUGCGAUCUCUCACGGCAUCCCUUCCCGUUUAGCUUCUUCGUACUUGCGUUUUAGUUUAAGCAAUUUGACGACCAUUUCACCAAUUCUGUGAUACAAUUGCACUUGAUAGAAACAAUGGCGAAGGAUCUUGAAGAUUGUUCAGUGAGGAUUCCGCUGCAACCUAAAAAAGAUGUUAUUGUCGUGGCAAAUGAACCGAGACCGCCUCCGUAUCAGGUUGAUGUGAAAUUCACGGAUUUGUGCUAUUCAGUGCCGGAUCGUAAAGGAAAAUGGAAAGAAAUCUUGAAAGACGUGAGCGGCGAAUUUCGCUCCGGACACCUCGCAGCAAUCCUCGGGCCAUCGGGCGCCGGUAAAACCACAUUACUGAAUCUUCUCGCACGUCGCGGCAUACGCCAAGGAAAAAGCUCGCUGAAAGGUAGUCUCCGAUGGAACGGUGCGAGUUGCUCGGAGCAUCCGGACCUUUUUCGAAGAUUCCGGGCUUGCUACAUUCCACAGGAGUUUGCUCUCAUGCCAUUACUCACCGUCAAGGAAACCAUCUGCAUCGCGGCCAGACUGAAGUUGCCUGGCAACACUCACAAUGCCAAGGCUAGAGAAUGCAUUGUCCAAGACGUUGCCAAGCGGUUGGGUAUACUCGACUGUAUGGACACUUUAACGAGCCGCCUCAGCGGCGGUGAGAAGAAGCGACUAUCGAUUGCCGUGGAGAUGAUCACAAGCCCCUCGGUGAUGCUUCUCGACGAACCAACUAGUGGCCUUGACAGCACUUCGUCCAAUCAGGUAAUCAACCUUUUAUAUUCAAUGGCACAAUCCGGCUGCACAGUCGUAUGCGCGGUACAUCAACCGAGUAGUCAAAUGACUUUUCAUUUCGACGACAUGCUGAUAAUGAGUCAAGGCAAAUGCCGAUACUGUGGUCCACGCGAGCGUAUUCUCGAAUUUUUCAAAGACGCCGGUUAUGCGUGUCCGCCGUUCUACAAUCUUGCAGAAUUUGUACUCGAAGUUGUGACAGGUCAACGAGGUGGAAAUUAUGAACAAUUAUGUAACAAAGAUUCUGUGGAGAAUAAAAGUAUCGAUGAUUUAAAAUAUUGUUCAGUGCCAAGUACGGAUAGCACAAGUUUUACACAAAGCUUUACAAAACGAUAUGCCAUAUCGCAGUUUGAACAGAUGAGGAUUUUACUUUACAGAGCUUUUAUCUGUAUCUUUCGUGACGCCACGUUGACUUACUUGAGGCUUGCUGCACACUUGGUCGUUGCUGUUCUUCUUGGGAUAGUAUUUUAUGAUUUCGGCAAAGACGCCAAAACAGUGCAAAGCAACAUUGCAUGCUGCUUUUUUUUUGCUGUUUUUUUGUUCUUCGCAAAUUCUAUGCCCGCUGUCCAGAUGUUUCCAGUUGAAGCUACAGUUUUCCUGCAAGAGAACAAAAACAAUUGGUAUUCACUCGAGUCGUAUUAUAUUACGAAAGUGCUGUCUGAUCUACCACUGCAGAUAAUCUGCCCGACUGGUUUUCUCGCGAUAGGCUACUACUUGACGGGUCAACCAAUCGAAGUGGCUAGAUUCUUUCAAGUUUGGAUUAUUUGCACACUGUUUACGAUACUUGCACAGUCGUUUGGUAUCACCACUGGUGCGUCGUUCGAUACCCACACCGGAACAUUCCUGGUACCAGCAUUUAACAUUCCUAUGCUCCUCUUCGCAGGCUUUUUCAUCAAACUUGAAGAAAUUCCGUAUUUUUUACGAUUCUUCAGUGGUAUCAGUUAUUUCCGGUACGCCUUUGAGGGUAUUCUGCAAGCUAUAUACAUCGGUCGACCCAAAUUCCCUUGCAGCGCAGACUUCUGCUACCUUCGCGAUUGCGAUCGAAUUUUGGGUGAACUUGAUAUGCCUUCAGUCGCAUUUUCUACAGCUGCAAUUGCACUUGCCACGUGGAUUGCAAUUUUACAUGCAAUUACUUACGGUACACUGCGCUACAAAUUAUACCUCGCAGAAAGAUAAGGAAAUUGCGUUUUCAUCGCCUACAAUUAAUAAUCACGAACGGAUAUACUCUUGAAGAAAUUAGUAGUACAAUGAAACAAAUCAAAUUUUCAUUCCAUUGAAAUACUAGUCGAGAGAAUUGAAAGCUGACCGAUAAUCUACUAUCUAAUUUGUUGAAUCUGAAUUUUCCGAAUGUGAUCAAAAUCAAGUACUUGCCAUUUUUUAAAUAUACUUGUUAACAUUCCGCAUUAAAGCAAAACCUUUUUUAAGAGUACUGUUAUAUUAUCUUUAGUACAAAUACUAUUAAUCUUCUUGGUGUCUUACCGAAUGCAUAAUAGUACAGCUAUGACAGCAGAUAUAAAAUUAUUCUUCCACUUCAGAAAAUGAAGAGAUUCUAUAUUCGAUAUAUUUUUUUGUGCGCAUAUCCGUGGAACUGUGCAAUCAAUUUCGAUGUGGGUGGGCUCAUUUAAACGGCUAGUCAUAGAGAGAUGGUUUCGUUUUGUUAUGAAUUUAUAGAAGCAUAACUUUGCGAGUAAUUGUAAACAGAUGAAAAUAAAGGUGGUUUUUAUUUACAUAUGACACGUAGAUACAGCAAUUAAAAUUUUUGCUGCAGAGGGGCCUUUCAGAUUAUUGUUAAUAUAUAUUUUUCAAUAUUUUAUUUAACUUUUAUGCCAUUAUAAUGCGAGAUUUGUAUAUUGAAUGCAUAUUUUAUCAAUUGAACACGAUGAAUAAGGACAUUCGUAGCCAUAAUAAAGUUUGAGGUGUGUGUGUGUGUGUGUGUGUGCAUGUGUAUGUGCAUACAUGUAUAUUGGAAAAAUUAGUUGAAGGGAUUGAUUAUUUAACAAUAUUAGUUAGCAUUGUAAUUUUUCUAGACUAAAUUUAUUGUUUAUUAGAAAAUAGGACAUUCAUAAAAAUUACAAACUACAAG